CUGGGGAUUACAAUGCAGUACAGACUAGUAUCCUUCCUCGCCGCAGGCGUCCUCGUCGCUGUUAGCAGUGGGUUGCCUAUUGCUCAGCCCGAGCGCGAUGCUGAUUUCGACAAGCCAACGGACACCAUCGAGCUAGGCAAGCCAACUACCGAGAUUACCUGGGGCAAACGGGACGAGCCUCAGCCUGAUAACACCAUCGGCCUUGGGCCACCAUCAACCGAGGUAACCUGGGGGAAGCGAGGUAUCGACUUUGGAAAACCGAAAGACACGAUUGGGCUUGGCAAGCCGACGACAGAGAUCACAUGGGGCAAGCGUGAUGAGCCUCAGCCCGCCGACACUAUCGAGAUUGGGCAACCCUCCACUGAGAUCACCUGGAGCAAGAAGCGAGGUAUCGUGUUUGGAGAGCCGAAGGACACGCCUACGUUGGGCAAACCGACCAGCGAGACGACCUGGGGUAAACGCGACAUCGAAUUCGGAAAUCCAAAGGAUACGAUCGGACUUGGAAAACCAACGACAGAAAUCACGUGGGGAAAGCGUGACAUCGACUUUGGCAAGCCCAAGGACACAUUCACUCUGGGCAAGCCUACGACCGAGACGACAUGG
Cucurbitaria berberidis CBS 394.84 is the source of this 603-nucleotide messenger RNA. RefSeq lists its product as uncharacterized. The record is from RefSeq and is a predicted model, not a curated record. The transcript has 2 exons. Lineage: Eukaryota; Fungi; Ascomycota; Dothideomycetes; Pleosporales; Cucurbitariaceae. The annotation marks the transcript as partial.